Somion occarium is the source of this 1523-nucleotide messenger RNA. The record is from the annotation of a GenBank genome assembly. Lineage: Eukaryota; Fungi; Basidiomycota; Agaricomycetes; Polyporales; Cerrenaceae.
GCCCGUCUUCCCCGCAUUAAUCCCUCCCCAACCACCACCGCAAGUUUGCAAACUUUCAAUACUUGUUCAGGAAUACUUGACGUCUGCUUCAAUGUCUUUCUCAUCUUCGCUUCGAUCGCUCACUCGACAACGCGUUGUUCCUCGUCUACGUUCGAUAACAGGCGUGCAGACGAUCCAGCGAAGGCAUGCGUCAUUCUACAACGUCGACCUUGCUGGACUGACAGAAGAACAGCUAGAGUUUCGGAAUGCAGUUACUGAAUUUGCUCAGAAGGAAGUCGCCCCAAGAGCAGCUGACAUUGAUAGAAGCAAUAAUUUCCCAUCCGAUCUUUGGGAGAAGAUGGGUAACAUGGGCCUCUUAGGUAUCACCGUAGCACCUGAGUACGGUGGACUACAACUCGGCUACUUCAACCAUACACUUGCAAUGGAGGAACUCUCACGGGCAUCAGGCUCCGUUGCACUUUCGUAUGGAGCACAUUCGAAUCUCUGUGUCAACCAAAUUCACCGAUGGGGAACCAAAGCUCAGAAGGAGAAAUAUCUGCCGGAUCUGGUCUCGGGAAAGAAAGUCGGGAGUCUGGCUAUGAGCGAACCCGAAAGCGGAAGUGACGUCGUCAGCAUGAAACUACGGGCCGACAAGGUGGAAGGCGGGUAUAAACUUAACGGGAACAAAUUCUGGAUAACUAAUGGGCCUACCGCAUCUACGCUGGUUGUGUACGCCAAGACAGCACCAGAGAAAGGUUCCAAAGGUAUCACUGCCUUUAUCAUCGAGAAGACUUUCCCAGGGUUUUCAACACACCAGAAACUCGAUAAAUUUGGUAUGCGGGGAAGUGAUACUUGUGAACUUGUAUUUGAAGAUUGCUUUGUCCCGGAAGAGAAUAUUCUUGGAGAGGUGAAUAAGGGUGCCGCCGUUCUUAUGUCUGGUCUUGACCUUGAACGACUUGUUUUGAGUGGUGGUCCUUUGGGGUUGAUGCAGGCUGCAUUCGACUAUGCAGUCGAGUACGUACACGACCGAAAGCAAUUCGGUCAGCCUGUCGGCACUUUCCAACUUAUGCAAGCUAAGGUUGCGGAUAUGUACACCAAGAUGAACGCUUCACGUUCGUACGUGUAUGGCGUCGCUCGGGCUUGCGAUGCUGGAAAAGUUAGCCGUAGGGACUGUGCUGGAGCGAUUUUGUAUUCUACUGAGAAAGCCAUUGAGGUCGCACUAGAAGCGCAACAAUGUCUCGGUGGAAACGGAUAUAUCAACGACUACCCCGUAGGCCGUAUCCUUCGCGACUCUAGACUAUACGCAGUUGGCGCCGGUACACAAGAGAUUAGACGGAUGCUUAUUGGACGUGAAUUCAAUAUGGACUUCAAGGAUCGGUUAUAGACCAUGCAUGUACAAUGAGCUGGCUGCACUUAGCAGCUGUAGAGCAUUUGUACGUAUAUAGUUUACUCAUCUGGAACUAUACCCAUGUACAAUACCAACUUUGGAACUCUGGAAUCUUGGAAUGUAUUGUGGCGCAUUAUGGCUUUCUAAUUAACCCGUC